CCGGCCGUGCAGCAUCUCUCUCUUCCCCUUUCCUUGUCUCUCGCGGCGAGGCGAUCGGAUGGCCUCGUCGUCGUCGUCCGCCGGCGGCCGGCUGGCCGGAACCCUAAGCCUGAGGCCUGGCGUGGCGUCGCUUAUACCGGGGUUGCCGGACGACGUGGCUGCCGUCAUCCUCUGCCUGCUCACGUUCCCCGACCAGUCCCGCCUCCGGGCGACCUCCCGUGCGUGGCGGCUACUCCUCUCCGCGGCCACGCUCCUCCCGCUCCGCCGCAGCCUGCGGCUUCCCCGACGCCACCUCCUGUGCCUAUUCCCGACCGACCCCUCCCUCGCCUCCCCGAUCCUGCUCGACCCCGCCGCCCCCACCGCCUGGUGGUCCCUCCCGCCGAUCCCAUGCUCGCCGCAGCUCUACGGCCUGGCCAACUUCGCCGCGGUCGCGGUCGGCGGCCAAAUCUACGUCCUCGGUGGCUCCCGCUUCGACGCCCGGAGCUAUCCCCUCGACAACCCCUCCUCCUCCGCCGCCGCCUACCGGCUCGACCUCGUUCUCUCCCGCCACCGCUGGGAGCGCCUCCCCGACAUGCGCGUCCCGCGGGGGAGCUUCGCCUGCGCCCCCGCUCCCAGCGGUGGAGUCAUCGUUGCUGGUGGCGGGUCCAGACACCCGACGUUCCCCUCCUACGGCAGCCGCACCAGCGGCGUCGAGUGGUACGACACAGCAGCGCGCGCGUGGCGCGUCACCGCGGCGAUGCCCCGGGACCGGGCCGGGUGCGUGGGGUUCGUCGCGCACGGGGCGGGGGAUGGGAGGGAGGAUGAGUUCUGGGUGAUGGGCGGGUACGACGGCUACACCACGGUGGGGGGAGUGGUGCCGAGUGACGUGUACUGCCGGGAUGCUGUGGCGCUCGGGUUGUGGAGUGGCAAGUGGAGGGAGAUUGGGGACAUGUGGGAGGAAUGGGAGAGAGCGCGGCUUGGGCCUGUGGCUGCCAUUUCUGCAGAAGAUGGAAGGGUCACAGAGGUGUUCAUGCUCGAUGGUAAUGAUAUCUUCAGGUAUAACUUCUCUUUGAACAGGUGGUUGAAGGAGGCUACAUUGAGGAGAAAGAUCCCAAGUACUCAAUCAUGUGGUUUCAUAGCCAUGAAUGGCGAACUUUAUGUUCUUACAUCAGCAAAAGUCCCUGUCGAAGCCUCAAGUCCAUGGAGGCAGUCGAAGAAGAGGCUGGCGCUGGAGUUUCAGGUUUACAAUCCUGCAGCGAAGACGUGGAGGGUGCUCACCACACAUCCCCCUGUUAACGUGCCCAUCGAUUUCAGGACUGCAGCUCUCUGUACGGUUGAGCUGUAGGUGUCUUGAUGAUCACCAUUCACUGUACAGAUUAAGCUAACUAAUCAGAAAUUUGGUUGCAAAUUUAGAUGUAAAUGGCGACAUCAUCCAAUGAUGUCAGGAAAUAGGUGAAAAUUCUUGCACUCGUGAAUGCUUUGGUAGCUUAUGUACGUACAUAUAUAUAUAUAUAUAUAUAUCUACAGGACGGUACAUUGCACAUUAUCUAAUAAAAAGGGACGGU
This is a messenger RNA of Oryza brachyantha (malo sina), 1544 nucleotides long. Its product is annotated as F-box/kelch-repeat protein OR23. The coding region runs from base 59 to 1324 and encodes 421 amino acids. Lineage: Eukaryota; Viridiplantae; Streptophyta; Magnoliopsida; Poales; Poaceae. The record is from RefSeq and is a predicted model, not a curated record. The transcript has 2 exons. Gene Ontology annotation, molecular function: protein binding.